AUGACAGCCUUGAUAGACUCCUAUAACACAGACAAUCUCUAUCAAAAUCUUUCUCAAGAAUCUGAAUUAAACUCCCAAAACUACUACCUUUCAUCCGAGCGCGAAGAAGAGUCAACAUCGCAACUGACUAAACCACAUACUGAAAGAUACUUUACUCCAGAAGAAGUCGAAUGCCACAAUUCGUCUGAAGAUUGUUGGGUAUCUUGGCUUGGUUUGGUAUACGACCUUACAAAGCUUAUCGAAGAACAUAAAGGUAGUCCACUUUUGCUGCCGAUUAUCAAAAAUGCCGGAAAAGAUAUAUCGCACUGGUUUGAUCGAGUUACAGGAAAUGUCAAGAUGCAUAUUCACCCAUUGACCAAUUGUUUGGUUCCCUAUGCCCCAGAGGGGAGGUUUGUCCAUAUACCACCACCCAUUCCCCGUGGUGACUGGUCAUCCACUGAAGGUUGUAUGCCAUGGUGGCUUGAUAAAGAAGCGUAUUGCAUUGGAUCGUUGUCGGCUAAAACGCGCAAGAUUCGUAUUGUCAACACGCUUACAAAAGAUGAGCAUAUCAUCAAGGUUUGCUGUGAGGAUAAACUAUCUGCCAUCCAAGACCGAUACUUGAGCCUCAACGCUCAUGCCAAGGGGUAUAUGUGGAAACGACUUGGAGUUUUACUUGACAUGUCAAUGACACUUGAGCAGAAUGGAGUCAAAGACGAAAGUACUUAUUUUGAUCAGCUUGGGAUUGACGAAGAUCAAUGGCUGCCUGCAAUCCAUCUUUACUUUAGCGAUGAUUUGACAAUUGCUUAG
Batrachochytrium dendrobatidis JAM81 is the source of this 786-nucleotide messenger RNA. RefSeq lists its product as uncharacterized. The record is from RefSeq and is a predicted model, not a curated record. The transcript is spliced from 5 exons. The coding region runs from base 1 to 786 and encodes 261 amino acids. NCBI's taxonomy places the organism in Eukaryota, Fungi, Chytridiomycota, Chytridiomycetes, Rhizophydiales.